Messenger RNA from Coregonus sp. 'balchen', 26457 nucleotides. NCBI's taxonomy places the organism in Eukaryota, Metazoa, Chordata, Actinopteri, Salmoniformes, Salmonidae. The record is from the annotation of a GenBank genome assembly.
AUGGAACAGAAGCUGGAGGUUGUGUUGUCAUCAAGCAUCAAACGGAAGAAACCAUGGCCAAGGUUCUGUUGGCUCGGAUUGGUGAGGACACUGAAUUGUCAAUCAUCCACACAGAGAUGUUGACAUCCAUCACUAGAUAAUGGAAAUCUUUGAUUGCACAGCUUGAACAGGAAAUGGACUAGUAUUGAAAACAGUAGUAUCUGUGCAGUUUGUGACUGUAUCAAACGGUUGAUUUGUCCAGGAGAAGGAGUCUGUUUUCCUGCUGGAUGACAAGCGGAUCAGUGAGAUUAACAUGGUGUCUGGACGCACCAAGAAGAAGACCCCCAAGCUGCAGCCCCUGCUCCCCAGGGUGGUAACCAUGGCCGCAUCCCAGAACGGUACGCUUUCAGUGGCCUUUACAUUUCAACACCAUUUGAUUCCAUAGAAACACGGCAGUAAUCUUCAUUCCCAUGAUUCAUUUCCGUUUGUAGGUGUGUGGCUUGCCGGAUUGCUGGUCUCAGGAGAGCUGUUUCUAUGGAGCAGGGACAAAGACUCCUUGAAGACCGUGGCAGCAGUCCCUACAGAAGCUCAGCUCGUCACUGCAGCACAAGGUCUGUAUGUGCGCAAGCCAUUGUUACAAUGAGCCAUGUUCAAGCUUGCCAACACAGCUCCAUGUCCUUACUGCGUAUGUGUGUGUAUGGACACAGGGUCUGGCGUGUGCCUGUCUCUGGUGGUUUCAGGGGAUGGGAUGCGGGUGCUGCUGGUGACUGUGACGGGGCAGGUGUUCCUGUGGGAGUGUGUGGAUGUGCGCGACCUGUCAGGGGUACGGGAUGGUACCGCCAGAGGACGCUGGGCUCAGAUACAGCACCCUGAAAACACUGCUCUGCCAACCCCAAGAGACAAGGAGGCAUCUCAACACAGCAUCUUCAUCAGGGGGGAGGUGAGGAGACAGGGAUAGAAAUUAUCCUGUUGCAAAUGUUUGACUAGUUUCCCAUGUUACCAUGGGAACGUUUGUCAUGCCCUAAUCAUUUCUUCUUGUCUUUUCCUUGUUUUACCACCUUGUUUCUCUCUCCAUAUCAGGCAGUGGGUGAUAUCUGCUUGUCAGCUUUUGUUUUCACCUCGGUGGUGGAGCUAAGUGUCACUUUCUUAAAGAUCCAAUGGGAGGAGGGCCAGAGGAGCAGGUGAGUGGACUAGGAAAGGCUUCACAGGGUCAAGGGGUCAAAACUUCCUCUCAAGCAUUUACACUCCUCUAUAUCUUUAUUGUCAUAAUACAAUCAAAGGUAUUUGUUCUCACAUUGCUCAUCUGGAAUAUAUUUGAUUGUGAUGUAUGUUUUUCCUGCAGUCCUGUGGGGUACAGUGUACGCUGGGUCACUAAGACAUACCCCAUGUCCUGCCUCACCCCACCCUGUCGCCCAGUGAAGUCCAGGGGGGCACUGGUGCCAGCCUUCUCCCCUGAUGGCCUGCUGUUAGCUGUAGCCCUGAACCAAAGAGACCCCAGGGCUACGCAGGUUCUCUUUGUCAGCACUCAGAACUUUGUGACUGUCUCCAGUGGACUGGGGGGAUGUGGCAGCAAGAAACUCGUCAUUCCUUCUAAAUACGUGAGGUAGGUACACGACUAGAACAGGGAAUAUGUAGAUACUGCAUGUGUUUUAGAUGAUAAAGAUGACUCCCUUGUAUCCUGCAGGUCGUACUGGGUGGGCAGUGUGAGCUGGGCUGUGGGGGGGCUCUACCUGGCCUGUGUGCUGAAGAGGGGCUCCUUCCUCAUGCUGGCUCGUCUGGGGGGGCUGCUCUCUCUGUCUACCUCAGGGUGCAAUGUGGACUUUGGCCCUGCUCACUUUCUGCCCCUGCAUCCACUAGUCACUUACAGGUAAACAUGAGAAUGAUUCCAUUAAUAUAAGCAACCCAUUUCAAAUGGAAUGGUCCGUUUUGAUAAUCCUACAUAUUCUAGCCACCCUAACCAAUUUGUAUUUGUUCAAGUGUUCCAUAAGUUCUCUAACAGGAAAUAUACCAUCAAGUGUGAUACUCUCUUCAUCAAUCAGUCCAUCCAUAGCCAUAGAAUGUCAAACUGGUCACGAACCCACUGUAGAUUAUUUUAAAUGUGUUUUGAUCCAUUCGUUUCUCGAUUUCGUUUCCCUCUCUUCUCUCUCAUCUGUAAUCAUCUUCUUUCUCUAUUUCUUCGCUCUCCUCUUCCAACAUGGUCAUUGUACCCUUUUUCUCAUGUAAGUAUUUGAGGGGUUAACACAUGUUGGUCUUGAUACUCCACACAGCACACUUGUGCUAUCUCCUAAACAUAAUCUCACUGGCUUGAUGGCUCUUGAAUGCUCUGCAUUGACCAACAUAAAAUAAAUCACUGACAUUUCUGAUGAUUAUUUCUACAUAAUUGGUACAUGCCUGUCUUCUUGAAAAGCAUGUUACUGUACUACUAUAAUAUACACAUGAAAUCUCUCCCUUAUUUCACCUCACUUUCCCCUUUCCCAAUCAUCUCUCACCCUCAUCUCUCCUCAGACCUCCAGUCUCUGUUGGGGGGGCUGGGGUUGACCCUCUGUCCAGCUCCAGCCUGUCUGUACGGGACGUCCUGAGACAGCGCUACUCAGUGACCUGGCACCCGCGGCUGCCCUACCUCAUUGUGUCUGAUGGCUACAUGGCCACAGUGCUGCGGGUGCCUGAGCAGUCCUCCCCUGCCACCCUCCUCAGGGCUCUGCUGCACGACACCAGCCAGGGCCUGGAGAGUGCCAGCAGGGCACUGGAGCGAACACAGGUGAGGGGAGGGAGUUGAAUGUAAUUGGCUCCAGUGCAUUUCCUUUUUUGUGGUUGUGUAGUUGCUGUAAUGCUCAAUAAUAAUUUGGUCAAUAGCUAACAUCCACCGGGCCACUAUAUUUCUCUUGUUGUUUGUUUACUCAUUUUUCUGCCGUAUUCCUUCUCUUUUCCCAGCCCCAUGCCAGGGCGUGGCUGGAGUCCAUAUCCUGUCUGAAGCUUAGUAGCAGUCUGCAGGAGCUGAGAGCCAGGCCCACACCCGUACCCACCCCAACAGCCACAGCUACAUCCACCCUGCCCCUCUUCCUGCAGGACCAGGGAGGCCUGGGGGACACCAGGGAGCUGGUCCAGAGAGUUCAGGUCUGGCCAUCAGCUGAUUAACACACACACACACACACUCUGAAUGUUCUAAUCUCUUCGUCAUAGUUAAUGUUAUUCUGUUUAAAGGAGUUUAUGUGUGCUUUCUUAGGCUUUGUUUGAGGAUGACUCUGAUCUUGAAGGACUGCCUGCUGGUUCACAUGUGGAGGACCGAGGUCGGCUGGAGUUUGCCUCCAUGUUCGACACCCUCCAUGCCCUCUCAGACACCCUGGCUGAUCUUGACCCCAGUCCUCGCCCUCAUCCUGACCCUGAUGCUAGCUCUGUGGACUCAGAGAGGAGACCCCCAGCCCUCCCUCCUGAGCUCCGGGGGGUCCAGGGCAGCCUGAUGACAGCGUGGGCUCUGGGUGUGUCACUAGGUGGCGUUGUGGAGCAGAGAGAGCGUCUGCUGAAGUACACGGUCCGCUGUGCUGUCCGCUUCGCUGCUCUCCUCCGUCUAAUUUCCAUCCCCUGCUCCCACACAGGAAGGAGAAAGAAGAGCACCAUUCCCUUCUCCUCUCACCUCCUCCACCUCCUCAGAACCCUUCUCUCUUUCCUCCCCUGGGAUGCCCCUCACACAGGGGGGAGGAGCUGCCUGGGUUUGGUUGUGGAGCUCACUCAACAGCUAGUGGGCCUGCUCCUCUCCUCGCCCCCUGACCUCUCUCAGACUGGCCAGGCUAGCUCUGAGCCCUCCUCCCAGACCCUGUCCACAGCUCUGCUCCUCCUGGAGCUGACCUCCCACAGUAUGGAGCACACCUACAGCCUCCAGCAGAAAUGUGCCCACACAGAUGUCUACUGUGUGCUAUUCCUGCAGGAGGAGGGAGGGGGGCCAGGGCCAUUACAACAGGGUUUGCCUCUCCCCCAGCGGCCGUCUAGCAGGUAGAGUCAAUCUCUUGUGCGUAUUAAUGAGAGUGGGUGUGUGAUCGAUUUAACUUACUGUCAUUUUUGGCCCUUUAGUCUGAUCUCGCUCUGUCAUAUUCCUCUGACAUUAUUCCUCUCCAGGUUGCGGGGAGUGUGGCGUGCAGUAUACAGGCACACUCUGCAGUACUGGGAGGAGCUGAAGCACCAUGGGAGCGGUACGGGCUGGGAGGAGGAGCAGGGGCGUGUGUCUGUCAUCCUGUCCCAGAUCCAGACAGCUCUACAGGGGAUGGGAGAAAGGCUGGAGGACGGGCCCACUCUGCUGAGCUACACAGGUAGGAUGAACGGGAGCCUGUGUGAGGCCUAUACAAUUGGAGGGUUGUCUGGUUUCUGUACCCCUUGAUUUUGUUACAUUACAGCUUUAUUCUAAAAUGGAUUAAAUAAAUACAAAUCCUCAGCAAUCUAUGCACAAUUCCCCAUAAUGACAAAGCGAAAACAGGUUUUUAGACAUUUUUGCAAAUGUAUUAAAAUUUAAAAACAGAUACCUUAUUUACAUAACUAUUCAGACCCUUUGCUGUAAGACUCGAAAUUGAGCUCAGGUGCAUCCUGUUUCCAUUGAUCAUCCUUGAGCUGUUUCUACAACUUGAUUGGAGUCCACCUGUGGUACAUUCAAUUGUUUGGACAUGAUUUGGAAAGGCACACACCUGUCUAUAUAAGGUCCCACAGUUGACAGUGCAUGUCAGAGCAAAAACCAAGCCAUGAAGUCGAAGGAAUUGUCCGUAGAGCUCUGAGACAGGAUUGUGUCGAGGCACAGAUCUGGGGAAGGGUACCAAAACAUUUCUGCAGCAUUGAAGGUCCCCAAGAACACAGUGGCCUUCAUCAUUCUUAAAUGGAAGAAGUUUGGAACCACCAAGACUCUUCCUAGAGUUGGCCGCCUGGCCAAACUGAGCAAUCGGGGGAGAAGGGCCUUGGUCAGGGAGGUGACCAAGAACCAGAUAGUCACUCUGACAGAGCUCUAGAAUUCUUCUGUGGAGAUGGGAGAACCUUCCAGAAGGACAACCAUCUCUGCCGCACUUCACCAAUCAGGCCUUUAUGGUAGAGUGGUCAGAUGGAACCCACUCCUCAGUAAAAGGCACAUGACAGCCCACUUGGAGUUUGCCAAAAGGCACCUAAAGACUCUCAGACCAUGAGAAACAAGAUUCUCUGGUCUGGUCAAACCAAGAUUGAACUGUUUUGGCCUGAAUGCCAAGCGUCACGUCUGGAGGAAACCUGGCACCAUCCCUAUGGUGAAGCGUGGUGGCAGCAUCAUGCUGUGGGGAUGUUUUUCAGCGGCAGGGACUGGGAGACUAGUCAGGAUCGAGGCAAAGAUGAACGGAGCAAAGUACAGAGCGGUCCUUGAUGAAAACCUGCUCCAGAGCUCUCAGGACCUCAGACUGGGUCGAAGGUUGACCUUCCAACAGGACAACGACCCUAAGCACACAGCCAAGACAACGCAGGAGUGGCUUCGGGACAAGUCUCUGAAUGUCCUUGAGUGGCCCAGCCAGACCACGGACUUGAACCUGAUUGAACAUCUCUGGAGAGACCUGAAAAUAGCUGUGCAGCAACGCUCCCCAUCCAACCUGACAGAGCUUGAGAGGAUCUACAGAGAAGAAUGGGAGAAACUCCCCAAAUACAGGUGUGCUAAGCUUGUAGAGUCAUACCUAAGAAGACUCAAGGCUGUCAUCGCUGCCAAAGGUGCUUCAACAAAGUCCGUUUUUUUAUUUUUAUAAAAAUGUUGCUUUGUCAUUAUGGGGUAUUGUGUGUAGAUUGAGGAAAAAAACAAUUUAAUCAAUUUUAGAAUAAGGCUGUAGCCUAACAAAAUGUGGAAAAAGUCAAGGGGUCUGAAUACUUUCUGAAGGCACUGUAAGUGAUGAUUCAAAUGUGCAACCUUCUUUUGGGUCCCUAGGGGAACAGCACUUCCUGUUUGGUUGCUACUCAGAGAGUGCUCAGGCUUGGAGGGCUGAGCUGUGGGCAGAGAGACAGAGAGGUGAGAAGGAUAGUUUAGUUGACGUGUGGUUUUGGGGUACAGUUUGAAUCUAAACGUGUCACCUCCUGUUCCCCAGAUGGGCCUCGGAGUGCGUUCUUGGAAACACGUCUGUUGCUGUCCCUGCUGUAUGGACUACUGUUCCAGUACCGUCUGAAAGAGGCCCAGGGGCUGGGGGACCACAUGGCCCGUCUGCUACUCCAUCAGGCUGGACAAUAUGGUGAUGAUAGGGCCCACAACACUGGUAUGUAUUGAUCUUGGUCAAUCCAGGUUCAUUGGAAGAGAUAUAUAUAUUUUUAAUGAUACUUUUGUCUUUACGUAGAGCUAAAAUGCUAAGAGACUGUAUCUGUGUCAGUUUUAAAAGUCAUUGUUGCUUGUUGACAUUGACUUGAUUUAUCUGUUGGUUCUAGAGGAGGCUCUUCCUGGCUCCUGGCUGCCAGGGGAGGUCCACAGUGAGGCAGCCUGUGCUGUAGUCCAGACUCUGGGAAGGUUCAUGGCCUCAUAUUUCACCAACAAGCCCCUUCUCAUCCUGCCCCCUCACAGUGUGGAUGUACUGCCUCCCUUACACCUCCCCCAUGGUAAGAACUCCCUCAACACACACACACACACACACACACACACACACACACACACACACACACACACACACACACAGUAUUUGACCAUACAGGCCAGUGUGUUUAUAUCUAUGUCUGUAUCCACUCUCUCCAGCCCCAGGUGUUGGGCGCCUGGUGCCCCUGUGCCAGGAGCGUGUGGCAGGGGCGGUGCGGGGGCAGCAGCUGUCAGAGGUGUGGACGGUGGGCUAUACCCAGGACCUGCUGCUGCAGGGGGGGCUGCUGCCUGAAGCCACCUGGCUGGCUCAUUGUCUGGGGGACUGGAAGACUGCAGCCUCCCUGGGCCUGGCCUACACAACUUACGCAGCAGAGCACUGCGACUUCACCGGGUCAGUGUGUGUUUGUCUGUACGUGUAAGAGCUUCUAGCUCAUCAAUUCACCACUGAGACUUGUAUAUGGAUUGUGGUGAAUAGGUUAAUGAGCUUUUGUGAGUUUCUGAUGGCUCUCUGUUGCCACCUCAGGCUCAGGUGGAGAGAACUACAUCUCCCAGCAGCCCUUGAGCCUGUGAGCAUCUUUCAGGGUCAGCUUGAGUCUCUACUGGGCAGGAAGGCUGGGCCAGAGGAGACCCAAGGAGACGAGGAUAACUACAAGAGCUUCACAGGUCUGUUGUGCCUGAUGGUGUGGACCUCGGCUACUCCAUUCUGCAGGACAGUUUGCCUCCACAUCUCGAUCUCUCAUAUGUACUUUUCAUUUUUUACAUCACUUUUAUAAUUCUCUCUCUUUCUCUCUCUCUCUUUCAGACUCUCUGGAGGGUGAGGACGUGGAGUUGUUGCAGGGUUCAGUGCAGGAGAUCCUGAAGGCAUCAGUCAUGGCUGGGGUAGAUGUGUUGUCCCAGCCCCUGGGUGCUCUACUCGACUCAGCCAAAGACCUGUCCUCCUGCCUUCCUGCUCUGGUGCCUAUGGGCCUGUACCUGCCUGCACCCCCUCUCUACUGCCCCCAGCCUGCACCCAACACACAGGUACUACAGAGGACAGAGUAUUCCCAGAAUUGAGUAACAAGAUGGUGCUGCUGAGUAAGGGGGGGGAUAUAGAAAUAUCUAGAAAUUGAACCUUUAGGUGUCUAUGCAUGCACUGGAAGGUCUUGUAUGUAUAUGUUACCUGCUCAGGGCUAUAGAGUUAAAACAAUUCUUCCAACUACAGUGGGGAAAAAAAGUAUUUAGUCAGCCAGCAAUUGUGCAAGUUCUUCCACUUAAAAAGAUGAGAGAGGCCUGUAAUUUUCAUCAUAGGUACACGUCAACUAUGACAGACAAAAUGAGAAAAAACAUUCCAGAAAAUCACAUUGUAGGAUUUUUAAUGAAUUUAUUUGCAAAUUAUGGUGGAAAAUAAGUAUUUGGUCAAUAACAAAAGUUUCUCAAUACUUUGUUAUAUACCCUUUGUUGGCAAUGACACAGGUCAAACGUUUUCUGUAAGUCUUCACAAGGUUUUCACACACUGUUGCUGGUAUUUUGGCCCAUUCCUCCAUGCAGAUCUCCUCUAGAGCAGUGAUGUUUUGGGGCUGUCGCUGGGCAACACAGACUUUCAACUCCCUCCAAAGAUUUUCUAUGGGGUUGAGAUCUGGAGACUGGCUAGGUCAUUCCAGGACCUUGAAAUGCUUCUUACGAAGCCACUCCUUCGUUGCCCGUGCGGUGUGUUUGGGAUCAUUGUCAUGCUGAAAGAUCCAGCCACGUUUCAUCUUCAAUGCCCUUGCUGAUGGAAGGAGGUUUUCACUCAAAAUCUCACGAUACAUGGCCCCAUUCAUUCUUUCCUUUACACGGAUCAGUCGUCCUGGUCCCUUUGCAGAAAAACAGCCCCAAAGCAUGAUGUUUCCACCCCCAUGCUUCACAGUAGGUAUGGUGUUCUUUGGAUGCAACUCAGCAUUCUUUGUCCUCCAAACACGACGAGUUGAGUUUUUACCAAAAAGUUAUAUUUUGGUUUCAUCUGACCGUAUGACAUUCUCCUAAUCCUCUUCUGGAUCAUCCAAAUGCACUCUAGCAAACUUCAGACGGGCCUGGACAUGUACUGGCUUAAGCAGGGGGACACGUCUGGCACUGCAGGAUUUGAGUCCCUGGCGGCGUAAUGUGUUGCUGAUGGUAGGCUUUGUUACUUUGGUCCCAGCUCUCUGCAGGUCAUUCACUAGGUCCCCCCGUGUGGUUCUGGGAUUUUUGCUCACCGUUCUUGUGAUCAUUUUGACCCCACAGGGUGACAUCUUGCGUGGAGCCCCAGAUCGAGGGAGAUUAUCAGUGGUCUUGUAUGUCUUCCAUUUCCUAAUAAUUGCUCCCACAGUUGAUUUCUUCAAAUCAAGCUGCUUACCUAUUGCAGAUUCAGUCUUCCCAGCCUGGUGCAGGUCUACAAUUUUGUUUCUGGUGUCCUUUGACAGCUCUUUGGUCUUGGCCAUAGUGGAGUUUGGAGUGUGACUGUUUGAGGUUGUGGACAGGUGUCUUUUAUACUGAUAACAAGUUCAAACAGGUGCCAUUAAUACAGGUAACGAGUGGAGGACAGAGGAGCCUCUUAAAGAAGAAGUUGCAGGUCUGUGAGAGCCAGAAAUCUUGCUUGUUUGUAGGUGACCAAAUACUUAUUUUCCAACAUAAUUUGCAAAUAAAUUCAUUAAAAAUCCUACAAUGUGAUUUUCUGGAUUUUUUUCUUCUCAAUUUGUCUGUCAUAGUUGACGUGUACCUAUGAUGAAAAUUACAGGCCUCUCUCAUCUUUUUAAGUGGAAGAACUUGCACAAUUGGUGGCUGACUAAAUACUUUUUUCCCCCCACUGUAUAUACUUAGGACCCGUCAGGGGUGUUUGGGCAGCUGUUGGAGGGGGCGUCCCGUCACAGGGUGUCAGGGGUCCUCCAGAGGGUGCUGCUGCUCCUGAGGUCUGCCCGCUGCUCCCGUCCCGCUGCCCAGUGGUACAUCAGCCACCUGCAACGCUCCCGACAUCGCCUACACAGGGUACUCUGCUAUCCUGUUCUUACCGGUCUCCAGCCCUCUGCCCCACACCCUCUAAACACCCUCCUAUCUGUUUUACACAAUAGAUAGUCACCUUCAUACAGUGGGGGGAAAAACACUCAAUCUUCUUGAGUGUAAUGAAAUGAUUUGGAGUAUUAUGUUGAAUCUUGUGGUGACUAACUUGGUGGUUGGUCUUUAGAUCCGUCAGAAGUACUCCCAGCAGCAGUGUGUGACCAAGGCCUUCCCAGAGGCUCUGAUGAAGUUUGUGACCCGCGGUGGAUUCUUCAGACUGGGACCCAGUGGGGCCGGAACCCUGGACUCGGUCACUAUACAAACUAUCAGUAAGAUACUUUUUUUACUGUUUGUCACACCAUUGAACUACAUUCAUCCAUUGAAGCAUAGCUUAAUUCGAGAACCUUUUUCCUCCAGUCUGCUUCAGGGAGCUGUGUGGCCUGUGCUGGAUGCUGAAUGUCAGAGACCAGCUCUCAAUGUCUUGCAGGAAGUAUCAGGCUGCAAGGAACUGUGGGAGAGAUCCCCAGGUACUACACAAAGGCCUUUUUACUGUGUUGCUUGGUGUAUCUUCUUCAGCCUGAAGGUGUGUGUCUGGGUGUGUGUGUGUGAUCCUCUAUAAUAGAUGGUCUGUUAACAACCUGUUAAAUGUGUGUAUUUCAUCCUGAAGGUCCCAGCAGAUGACGGUGAGGUGACAGCAGCCUGUGAGGAGGCUCUCCACUGGGCCUGUCGUUUCCUUCCUUUCUCCCGCUUCCUCAACGCUGAGGAGAUCCUCCAGGACACCCUCCUCAGCUUGGUCUCUGAACUUCCCCCUGUACCCCUGGUAAACCCGACCAGCAGUCACCUCAUUCACAUACAGUCACAGACAUUCCUAUUCGGUUAAUUGUGUUUUUCCAUGUCCUACACAGGAGAGAUAUAGAGUGGAAUCAUGUCUCUUAUCCCAGGCUGUUGUCUCCUUCCAGGUGGCAGAGACUCUGGUGCAGGCCUUCCCGGAGGAGGAGGAGUCAGUCAGGGUCCCUCUGAGAGAGAAGUACAACUCACUACUGCAGAGACUGAGGCACUGCACUGUCCCAGGUAGCUACUGUCUACUACUGUCACUGCUCUUCACCUUCCUGCCCAGCAUAACGUAAAGGGAGUACAAAUAAUAAUAAUAUAUGCCAUUUAGCAGACGCUUUUAUCCAAAGUGACUUAGUCAUGCGUGCAUACAUUUUACAUACGGGUGGUCCCGGGAAUCAAACCCACUAUCUUGGUGUAAGGUAAUGCUAAUGUUUCGUGCUAAUUUUCAUUCUCUCCUUGACCUUCUCUUUCUCUCUUCUAGCCUCAGGACAGAAUGGCAGGAAGAGGGAUGAGGAGGAGGGAGAGGAGAUGAUGAUGAUUCUGAUGCAGGAGCGGCUCAGACAGAGGAGGAAGGACCUGAAGCGUCUGGCCAGGCACCUGGCUCCCCUGGAGCUAUACCUGUGGGAGAGGGAGGAGGAGGAGGACAGGGGAGGGGGAGGGCAGGGGGCUGCAGCCCUGCUAGAGAGAUUCUCCCUUGGGGCCAGUCUGAGUAACAGCACCCUGACGGACUGUGGGCGCCCCCUGGUGUACAGCGAUGGAGACACGGCCGAAAACUCAGUGGCUCUCUCUCCUGACCUGCACAGCAGGCUUCCUCACAGGUAGACUCAGGCUUUCUUGAUGAAAUUUGUAUCUGUCAGAAAUCUUUGUUAGUUAAGAAGGGGUAAACUUUUUUUGUUUUCAGCAGCAGCAAGAGAGUGAGGGUGCUGGACCGAGCAGACAAGUCUGGAAGGAAAGUAGUGGAGGGUGAGAGCAUCCAGGAGGAGGGCCAGAGCUGCACGGGCCCAGCACAGGACCCUGCUGUGGGGGAGGACAGCCCCUCUCUGACCCUGCCCGUGGUGGGGACCUGGGAGUUUGAGCUGGAGGAUGAGGAGUACCUGCGUUUCCUGGAGCUCUUCUUCAGCUACGUGUUGGAGAAGGACGGCCCUGACCCAGACUCUGGCUGUGACCCUCCCCUGCUGAAGGGCUUCUGUAGCCAGCUGAGAGAGCGAGAGCUGCACUCCCUCACCUUCGAUGUCCUCACCACCCUCCGCCGCCGCCAGAGAGAUGGACGCUACGCAACCAGGAGGCAGGGGGGCAGUGACGCCCCUGUGUUCAGAGCUGGACACUGCUACAAACCAGUACUCGUUACCACACCUUCAUUUCUCCACAGUGAGCCCCCUACACCCAGACCCAGCAUGUCUGUCAGUGUCCUGUCCCUCCCUGGGCUCAGGACUGGCAGGCAGCAGGGGUUGUUUGGCUUCAGUCUGCAGGCCAGCCCAGCUCCAGAACCCACACCUCAAAGAGGCCGCCUCGGCUCGGAGCCUAGCCCCAGUCAGAGCUCUGUUCCCUGGGAGCAACCAUCAGAGUGCUGGGCGUUUGGGCCCCUGGGCUCCGUGGAGCCUGUAGAGCUACAGCAGGAGCUGGAGCCCAAGCUGGAGGCCCAGUUCCCAGGGCUGGGCAGGCUGCUGGAGUGGAUGGUGCGCUGGGCUGAUAAGAGGGUGCUGCUGGGACACCCCAGCCGGAUGAAGGAGAGGGAGGCGGGCGGAGGAGGGGUAGCUGGAGGUGGAGUGGUGAUACGGGUCAAAGCCACCGCUCCUGCGGUGCUCACGGCCCUCAGCAUGUUGGAGCACAGGUACACCGCCGCCCUGCUGGGCAUGGACCGCUACUGUGCCAACUUACCAGUGAGUAGAGUUUUUUUAUGAACUAUUUAUUAACCAGAUAUAGAGAUGUGCGUGGACUGUGUGCCAUGAGUGAUGAGAACCGCCAGACUUGGCAUAGACCAACAUUCUCUAACAGAUUUCCUUUCUUCUCAUUAUCUCCCCCACUUCUCUCCUUCCUUCACUUUUUCCUUCUCCACUCUGCCUCCAGGUUCCAGAGAGGCAAUGGACAGUGGCUCCAGUGUUGCAGCCUGAGGUGGGCUGGAAGCUGGAGAGGGAGAGCAGUGUGGAUACAGGUUACCCUGCAUCAGCUGGCACACCCAUUACUCUGCCAGAACAGGACCCCCAACACAGCGAACUGUCCUAGUGAGUGUGUGUGUGUGUGUGUGUGUGUGUUCUAGCAUUUUCUUAUGGCUCAGAGAGGAUCUUUAAUAUAUUUCUGUUCUUCUACAGUGGGUCACAGACUGAGGGGAUGGAACGAGUGACAUCCCAAGAGACCUCACACCUUUAUGACCAUGAGGGAGUGACGUUAAACCCUGAGAGCGGGGUGGCAGACUUCCGAGACCACAAGCUUGACCUUUCUGCUGAGAAAGAAGGAGAUGACAGCAAUGCUGACAAGGCCUUGAGGUCAUCAGCCUCUCUCCCCAUCCCCAACAUCUCUGUCCACAUCAAGAGCCUCCAUCGAACACUGAGCCCACAAGACCAGGUGGGCACUGCCAAUCACAAUCACACCAUGACCAUUCCUCUGUGUUUCUAGAUGAAGUGUUUGGUUGGCACCUGGUCACUAAGUGUGUCUAUUCUUUCUUGUCCCCAGUCAUUAACACUAGCAGAUCUGCAGUGCUCAGAGAGAGAAGAGGACAGUGUCAGCUCUCAGUGAGUUUUGGGUGUGGGAAACACAGGGAAAAUGUGACUGAUUUGAUGUUUUAUGAACAUACUCAUGUUCUCAUUUAGUAUUUGACACCAGAGCCAUGGCUGGUUGGCCGAGGUGAGUUGGUAGGCUACCGUUACCAUGGUGAUAGUAAACAGAAGCUACAGUUUGGUAUGACAGACCAUAUACAUAUAUUCUAUUCAUUCUAUGUCUAUGUGACAGACACUGUGGAUUUUAACCAACGCAGCCAGUUACUAGAGGGCUUGUUUUAUGUCUCUUUGGAAUUGUUAUUUCACAUAAUGUUUAUGUUUACAUGAAUGUUCCUGUGUGUUUUAGAGAGGAGGAGGCAGAGAUUCUUCUGUCUCAUGGCUCCCUGAGAAGACCAUCAUCAGAUAUUACUGAAGAAGUGACAAGAAAUAUGUAAGUGAGCCCAAACAAAAACACACUGUAUAUUGCUUUGUAUUCCUUUAGUUCCAUAUUAUAACAUUAUGGGGUACUUUGGUUUACUAACCUUCAAAUCUGUAUUUGUGACAUUUACUUUGUGUGUUUUCUCCUCCUCAGACCUCCCAGUGAGGGUUCAGGAUCAGACGUCCCUCCCCAAUUCAGCUUCCAACCCCUUCCCAUGGCAGGGCCUCAGGCUGGGGCUCAGGCAGCAGACUCUGCCCCUAACGGAGGACUGCCCCAGAGGAGCAUCAAUACUACCCCCACCCCUGCCUCUGCUCCCAACCAGGCCCUGUCUGCCCAGACAGACCCUGUCAGACAACUCUUGCAGGAUGAGCUAUUCAGACUGGUCCAGGUGAAUGUGAAUAUCAACAUCAGGCAGAGGAAAAUACAUAAAUGUAUGUAUGUAGCCAACGACUAUUUCAUGAUUGUUUUGUGUUUCUCUCUUCAGUUGCAGCAGAUCAACUUCAUGAGUCUGAUGCAGGUGGUUGGAGCUUCGUUUGUCAACCUCCCACUCUCACAGAACAACACACUCCUGGCCCAGUCCAACGUGCCCUAUCCAAACCCCAAUGCACCCCUGUCCCACCCUAACACACUCCUCUCUCACCCGAAUCUGAUCCUCUCCCAGAACAACAUGUCCCCUAUGCCCCAGACCCAGGCUGGUUUUCCAGUACCUGCAGAGCAGCCAGUUCCCCAAAACUCUGUUCAGGCCACCCUAGCCUCGGAGCCCCUGUCUCGGAGAGACAGACCCACAGACCAACCCCCCAUCCAGGAAAUGCAGCCAUUGGCCGUCCACCCUGAGCCAUUGAGAGAUAUCCAGGGGGAGACCAGGACAUCCUCUCAUGGGCUUCAGACCCCUGUAGACCCCACCCGCAGUGCCCCUCUGCUACUGCCCUCUGGUGGUAGCUCACAGGACCCUGCUCCCUACAGCUCAGGACUGAAGCUGCUUCAGCUGCACCCUCCCCUGCUGUCCCUCCAGCGUCAUGGCAACACGGCCCCUGUACGUGAGGCCUGGGGACCCCCGUCUGAGAGGAGACCCAGCACUACUGUGCCCCCCCACCUGAACCCCAGCCAGUAUGACCCAGCCGCUCUGAGGAGGGCAGAGGAGAGAAGGAGGGAGGCAGAGAGCGAGUCCACCGCUCCACCAUCACACCUCAAUCUGACACAGUAUGCCCACUAUCUCCCUGACCAGGUCCCGAGGAGCACACUGCCCCAGCGCCAGAAUCCAGAGGCCAGGGUGGAGAGGUCCAGAGGAGCUGAGCCCCCUCACCUCCCUCCUACCCUCCCAUCCCACAGACCUCCCCCUGUCCAAGGCCUCCCCCUCCUCCGCUUCCACCCUGACCCACGCCCCCACACCACCUUCCCUCUCAUACCCCUCCCAUACUCCUCCAGACCCCUGACUGUCACCCCAGCAGCCAAGGGCCACAACCCCGGACUACAGCUACUACAGAGAGACCCAGACCCUCCUAGGAUGAUGCUGCCCGAAGCCAACCCUCCGGCCCCUGUGCCACGUCUCAUCCCUCUGGGGGAGCUGAUGGGCUGGGCUGCAGGGAGAGAGAGGGGGGCAGAUCCCAGACUCCAACUCCUCAGAGUGGACCCACAGACACAGAACCCUACCCCUGCCCCUGCAACACCCUCCACCAGCACCAACUCCAGCAAGAGGCAGAAGAGAAGAGUGGAGAGGUUGAGGAGAGAGGGAGAGAAAGCAGAGGUCACAUUUAGACUAGAGGAUUCCAUCAUACCCCCGCAAGAGAGCAAUGAGGACGAGCCUGCAGAGCCUGUUCUUGGGGAGGGCUAUGUCUUUCCUCUUGGGACCUUUGACUCCAUGCUGACUGGUCAGCGAUUGGUGGACAGGGCUCUGUCUACUACAGCUGAGCUCCAUGCCUUUGCCUCCACACACAAGAGACCUCCUGAGAGCCACGAUGCCUGCACCAACACAGACCCAGCUUCUCCUCACUCAGAUAAAGGCAUUUCUGCCCAACCUGCUGUCACUUCUGCUGCUUCUGGACCUGCUGCUCUCCCUCCUGAAUUGUUCCUGAAUCGGUGGUUCCCUAGAGACCCUCCUGUCCAGGACAUAGAGACACCAGGGGAGACACAAGCAGAGAGAAACACUGUGAGAUGACUAUUUAAUGACAAAAUCGAAUGGAAUGUUCAGUACACCAGUACAGAUAAUUUAUCCUGUUUCAUGCUACUUAAUUGUCUUAUCUGUCUCUCUCUCUCUCCCUAUCUCUCUGGAUGCACAGGGUCGUCAGUUCAUAAAUGUGAUAGAUCUGGAGGAUGGGGCCUUGCUACAGGAGUUGCCAUCGUGCCCCCGCCCUGCGGUGUGGGACCAGGACGUCACCCCCUCUCAGCCCUCUCCCCCCACCUCGGCACAGCUCCACCUGCUGGCAGCCUCCGUUACCAACUCAGCCCCUCCGGAACUCACUGCAGACACCAGCACAGAGGAUGACCAACCCCAAGCUCAGCCACGUGGUCUGAGUCAAUAUAAUCUAUUCACUCUGCUAAAACAACAUUAGAGUUGUACUCCAUAUAUUGUCUCUGUCUGUAAUAUCUCCUCUGUCUCCUCCAGGCUUCUCUGUAGCAUCCCUUCCACCUGCUCACCCUGAGCCCAAUGGAGACCCAGUGACUCGCAGUCUGCUGCAGGAGAGGAGAGCCCCAGGCCGGGCCCUGGAGACCAGGAGUCCAGGGACCCAUCGCGGAGCUCCAUCCAGGGCCCCAGUGAUCCAGGUGUCUGCCCGUCUGUCUGAGAUAGACGCCCAGCUAGCUGCCUUACAGAACAUCGCAGAUCACAUGGAGAGAGAGUUUGCCAAUACCAGACUGGUAACGUAGCUUUGUGAUUUACAUUUAUACUCCUCAACCUGCCUGUGUCCACUUGUCUGGCUGAUAAUUGGCAAGUCAAUGUGUGUGCUGAUCCAUGUGUGUAAUAAGAAGUAUUUCUGUGCCCCUCUCUUAGCUGGUGAGAACCAUUGAGACUCUUGGUCCUGCCAUUGGCUCCUGAAAUGGUGGAGGGAAGAACACCACUGAACAAGACAGUCACUCUGGCCGUCUCACCAGAAGGUCAGAUCCACAGUAAAGGCGUCCACAUACAUAGGUUCGGUUUGCUCCUAGCAGAACUCGGCUAGGCGACGCGAACGCCUGUGCUUGCAUACUCCUUUAAAAAAUGUGCAUGAAAACUAGUUGCAUCUCUUGGAAUUUCAACAAACACUUCAUUGAAGAGCGCCGUCCAUAGUUCUCACUCCUACUCGGAGUAGUACUUUUGACCAAUCACAGAAGAAGGGGCGUAGACUUCAGCUACCGAACUUCGACUUGCCUAAAAAUAAAAUGUUGUGUGUUCAAACAGCUGGAAAAAAAACCUGCCGAACUCCAAAACAAACAAAAACUUUACCAUAAUAUAUGCGCAAACUGUUACGACUUGGAAGCAUGCAACAGGCUUAAAACACUCGACACCAGAUCAAACCUCUUUACACCAGACAACACCAAAUCUGCCAUAUCCCCCCAUAUCCCCCUGACUCUGUUUAUGUGUGUCCUCUCCAUUUGACCAGGGUGGAGAUCACGUCUCUCCGUGCACCAUGACACUGAGCUAGCGGGUCGUCAACAGGAAGAGGAGGAAGGACGUGAUAGUGUAAUAGUCAGCUCUGCUCCUUGGGGUGUGAAACAGCCCUUCUCUCUUUCUCCUGCCGUCCAGAGCACCUCUACCCUGCACCCGCCCACAGGUAUAGCAGCACUCCCAAGCAAGCGUUCAAACUGUGGGAAUAUAGUUGUGCUCGUAAACCAUUCUUAACAUAUAGCUAUUAGCUAACCUGUCAUGGCAUUGUUGAUACAUUAUUGGCCAUUGGAUCCAAUGGAAAUAUCUCCCUAGUGAUUGGAUAAUGGUGAACCAUGAUGGUGUCAGUGUAAUUGUAGUUCUUAUAUAUAUAUAUAUAUAUAUAUAUAUAUAUAUAUAUAUAUAUAUAUAUAUAUAUAUAUAUAUAUAUAUAUAUAUAUAUAUAUAUAUAUAUAUUGUACUUUUACACCUUUUUCUCCCCAAUUUCGUGAUAUCCAAUUGGUAGUUACAGUCUUGUCCCAUCGCUGCAACUCCUGUACGGACUCGGGAGAGGCGAAGGUCGAGAGCAAUGCAUCCUCCGAAACACGACCCUGCCAAACUGCACUGCUUCUUGACACACUGCUCGCUUAACUCGGAAGCCAGCCACACCAAUGUGUCGGAGGAAACACCGUCCAGCUGGCGACCGAAGUCAGGAGUCGAUAGAGCGCAAUGGGACAAGGAAAUCCCGGCAGGCCAAACGAUCCCCUAACCCAGACGACACUGGGCCGCCUCAUGGGUCCCCCGGUCACGGCCAGCUGUGACACAGCCUAAAAUCGAACCCGGGUCUGUAGUGACGUCUCAAGCACUGCGAUGCAGUGCCUUAGACCGCUGCGCCACUCGGGAGGCGUAAUUGUAGUUCUUAUAAGUCCCUAGUGGUUCGGCAGGUGGUGUGGUGUGACGUUUCCAAUUACCAGGCUACCAUCUGAUACUCCUGUUUCAGGCUCACCACAGCUGUAACUUUAGUGUAUGUCUGCCCCAGCACCAUACAUCCCUGCUUUGUGCCUCUAACCAGGCUGUCUGACCUGAGGUGUACAGUAUAUCAACUGGGGAUUUAUGUGUAGUCUGAGUGGUUGAAUGGGAUCUGUCUGGGGUAGAAUGGCAUCUGUCUGGGGUAGAAUGGCAUCUGUCUGGGGUAGAAUGGCAUCUGCCUGGGGUUGAAUGUGAUCUCUGUCUGUGGUUGCAGGCCUGCAGUUGUCUCCCGUCAGACCAGAACCAGAGCAGCGUGUGUGGGACAUCAGUCAAGGUAAGAGCCGUCUCAACACACACUGUCACACACACCUGGCUGGGACUCAGUGCUGUUACCUAACUCUGCAUACACACCGAUAGAGACUGCCAGUGGACACCCGCUACAUCACACAUACAGGCACUCUCACCUUGUAAUGGUACACCUGGUACUUGCAUGUCUCUGGUUUGUGCUAGUUUGUGUUUCAGGUCGAGUUACUUGAAGAGACACUGGGCAGCUGUACAACUCACCCCCUUGCAGCAGCAUUCAGAUCUGUAUUUAGUAAGCUGUAUGUUGAUUGUGUUCCUCUUGCAGAUUUGACAGACAAUAUGGAUGGAGCACCUGGAAAGUAAGUGUGUGAAAACUGAUAUCGGUAAUUUAUUUAGGAAAAUGUUAAAUGAUCACUGUUAGUUACCCUCUGUGUGAGCAUUAUUCCUUAGAUGUGAUUGUGGUUUGAACUGUCACAUAUUAUUCUCCUCCUGUCUUUCCUGUCAUCCUCAGAUGGGCAGAGGAGACUCUGGGUCUCAGUGGGCUGAGUGAUGUGGCAGACAUCUUGGCGGAGUUGGUGAGGGAGGGAGGCAUCUCCCCCACGGCCCUGGGGCUGUCCCAUACACAAGCUGCCCGCCUCAACAGGUAGGAACCUUCACAGUGAACAGCUCUAAACCUGCUCCUCUUCUGGUUGUGACAAUCUCGAGCACUGUGACUGGCUCUCAGCAGUGAUGUGUUUGUGAUUGACAGCAGGCUGGACCAGCAACAGAGCGGCAGGGCGGGACAGAGGGGGAUGCGAGCGGAGGAGGAGAGGCGAGAGCUGAGGGUUUGGAUGAGAAGGAAACAGAGGGAGAAACUGGUCGAGUACCGCAGACAGAGGGAGGAGAAGAGGGAGAGGGAACGAAAACCCUUCUCGGCCCCUGUCACAGUGGUGAGAUUGGCUUCUGACUCACAUUUACAUUCUGUGUUCUGAUAGUUUUUUAGUGCAUUCAUUCAGACACCAUUUCUCUCGACAGAAACCAACUUCCAAAGAUAUAAACAUCAAUAAGAAAAUCAAGGAAGAGAAAGACAAGUAUGUGCACGAACACACACACAUACAACAUAAAUACAUACAUACAGUUGAAGUCGGAAGUUUACAUACACCUUAGCCAAAUACAUUUAAACUCAGUUUUUUUUUUUAUUCCCUGUCUUAGGUCAGUUAGGAUCACUACUUUAUUUUAAGAAUGUGAAAUGUCAGAAUAAUAGUAGAGAGAAUGAUUUAUUUCAGCUUUUAUUUCUUUCAUCACAUUCCCAGUGGGUCAGAAGUUUACAUACACUCAAUUAGUAUUUGGCAGCAUUGCCUUUAAAUUGUUUAACUUGGGUCAAACGUUUCGGGUAGCCUUCCACAAGCUUCCCACAAUAAGUUGGGUGAAUUUUGGCCCAUUCCUCCUGACAGAGCUGGUGUAACUGAGUCAGGUUUGUCGGCCUCCUUGCUCGCACACGCUUUUUCAGUUCUGCCCACAAAUUUUCUAUAGGAUUGAGGUCAGGGCUUUGUGAUGGCCACUCCAAUACCUUGACUUUGUUGUCCUUAAGCCAUAUUGCCACAACUUUGGAAGUCUUGAGAUGUCGCUUCAAUAUAUCCACAUAAUUUUCUUUCCUCAUGAUGCCAUCUAUUUUGUGAAGUGCACCAGACCCGCCUGCAGCAAAGCACCCCCACAGCAUGAUGCUGCCACCCCCGUGCUUCACGGUUGGGAUGGUGUUCUUCAGCUUGCAAGCGGUACCCUUUUUCCUCCAAACAUAACGAUGGUCAUUACGGCCAAACAGUUCUAUUUUUGUUUCAUCAGAACAGAGGACAUUUCUCCAAAAAGUAUGGUCUUUGUCCCCAUGUGCAGUUGCAAACCGUAGUCUGGCUUUUUUAUGGCGGUUUUGGAGCAGUGGCUUCUUCCUUUCUGAGCGGCCUUUCAGGUUAUGGUGAUAUAGGACUCGUUUUACUGUGGAUAUAGAUACUUUUGUACCUGUUUCCUCCAGCAUCUUCACAAGGUCCUUUGCUGUUGUUCUGGGAUUGAUUUGCACGUUACGCACCAAAGUACGUUCAUCUCUAGGAGACAGAAUGUAUCUCCUUCCUGAGCGGUAUGACGGCUGCAUGGUCCCAUGGUGUUUAUAUUUGCGUACUAUUGUUUGUACAGAUGAACGUGGUACCUUCAGGCAUUUGGAAAUUGCUCCCAAGGAUGAACCAGAGGUGUACCAUUUUUGUUCUGAGGUCUUGGCUGAUUUCUUUUGAUUUUCCCAUGAUGUCAAGCAAAGAGGCACUGAGUUUGAAGGUAGGCCUUGAAAUACAUCCACAGGUACACCUCCAAUUGACUCAAAUUAUGUCAAUUAGCCUAUCAGAAGCUUCUAAAGCCAUGACAUCAUUUUCUGGAAAUUUCCAAGCUGUUUAAAGGCACAGUCAACUUAGUGUAUGUAAACUUCUGACCCACUGGAAUUGUGAUACAGUGAAUUAUAAGUAAAAUAAUCUGUCUGUAAACAAUUGUUGGAAAAAUUACUUUUGUCAUGCACAAAGUAGAUGUUCUAACCGACUUGCAAAAACUAUAGUUUGUUAACAAGACAUUUGUGGAGUGGUUGAAAAACGAGUUUUAAUGACUCCAACCUAAGUGUAUGUAAACUUCCGACUUGAACUGUACAUACAUACACAUACAUACAGUACCAGUCAAAAGUUUGGACACACCUACUCAUUCAAGGGUUUUUCUUUGUUUUUAAAAUUUUUUUACAUUUUAGAAUAAUAGUGAAGACAUCAAAACUAUGAAAUAACACAUAUGGAAUCAUGUAGUAACCAAAAAGUGUUAAACAAAUCAGUAUAUAUUUUAUAUUUGAGAUUCUUCAAAUAGCCACCCUUUGCCUUGAUGACAGCUUUGCACACUCUUGGCAUUCUAUCAAUCAGCUUCACCUGGAAAGCUUUUACAACAGUCUUGAAGGAGUUUCCACAUAUGCUGAGCACUUGUUGGCUGCUUUUCCUUCACUCUGCCGUCCGACUCAUCCCAAACCAUCUCAAUUGGGUUGUGGUCGGGGGAUUGUGGAGGCCAGGUCAUCUGAUGCAGCACUCCAUCACUCUCCUUGGUAAAAUAGCCCCUACACAGCCUGGAGGUGUGUUGGGUCAUUGUCCUAUUGAAAAACAAAUGAUAGUCCAACUAAGACCAAUCCAGAUGGGAUGGCGUAUCGCUGCAGAAUGCUGUGGAAGCCAUGCUGGUUAAGUGUGCCUUGAAUUCUAAAUAAAUCACAGACAGUGUCACCAGCAAAGCACCCCCACACAAUAACACCUCCUCCUCCAUGCUUUACGGUGAGAACUACACAUGCAGAGAUAAUCCGUUCACCCACACCACGUCUUACAAAGACACGCCGGUUGGAACCAAAAAUCUCAAAUUUGGACUCCAGUCCAAAGGACACAUUUCCACCGCUCUAAUGUCCAUUGCUCGUGUUUCUUGGCCCAAGUAGGUCUCUUCUUCUUAUUGGUGUCCAUUAGUAGUGGUUUCUUUGCAGCAAUUUGACCAUGAAGGCCUGAUUCACACAGUCCCCUCUGAACAGUUGAUGUUGAGAUGUGUCUGUUACUUGAACUCUGUGAAGCAUUUAUUUGGGCUGCAAAGAGGCUGGUAACUCUCUAAUGAACUUAUCCUCUGCAGCAGAGGAAACUCUGGGUCUUCCAUUCCUGUGGUGGCCCUCAUGAGAGCCAGUUUCAUCAUAGCGCUUGAUGGUUUUUGCGACUGCACUUGAAAAAACUUUCAAAGUUCUUGAAAUGUUCCAUAUUGACUGACCUUCAUGUCUUAAAGUAAUGCUGGACUGUCGUUUCUCUUUGCUUAUUUGAGCUAUUCUUGACAUAAUAUGAACUUGGUCUUUUACCAAAUAGGGCUAUCUUCUGUAUAUCACCCCUACCUUGUCACAACACAACAGAUUGGCUCCGACGCUUUAAGAAGGAAAGAAAUUCCACAAAUUAACUUUUAAGUAGGCACACCUGUUAAUUGAAAUUCAUUCCAGGUGACUACCUCAUGAAGCUGGUUGAGAGAAUGCCAAGAGUGUGCAAAGCUGUCAUCAAGGCAAAGGUUAGCUAUUUGAAGAAUAUAAAAUAUAUUCUUAUUUGUUUAACACUUUUUUGGUUACAACAUGAUUCCAUAUGUGUUAUUUCAUAGUUUUGAUGUCUUCACUAUUAUUCUACAAUGUAGAAAAUAGUAAAAAAUAAAGAAAAACCCUUGAAUGAAUAGGUGUGUCCAGACUUCUGACUUGUAGUGUACAUACAUACAUACAUACACGCAUACAGUGAGGAAAAAAGUAUUUGAUCCCCUGCUGAUUUUGUACGUUUGCCUACUGACAAAGACAUGAUCAGUCUAUAAUUUUAAUGGUAGGUUUAUUUGAACAGUGAGAGACGGAAUAAAUAAAAAAAAUCCAGAAAAACGCAUGUCAAAAAUGUUAUAAAUUGAUUUGCAUUUGAAUGCUGCCAAACUCAUGCUGCCAAACAUUCCCUCGUAAAACGGACUAUCCUACCGAUUCUUGACUUCGGCGAUGUCAUUUACAAAAUAGCCUCCAACACUCUACUCAGCAAAUUGGAUGUAGUCUAUCACAGUGCCAUCCGUUUUGUCACCAAAGCCCCAUAUACUACCCACCAUUGUGACCUGUACGCUCUUGUUGGCUGGCCCUCACUACAUAUUCGUCGCCAAACCCACUUGCUCCAGGUCAUCUAUAAAUCACUGCUAGGCAAAUCCCUGUCUUACCUUAGCUCACUGGUCACCAUAGCAACACCCACACUAGUCUGCGCUCCAGCAGGUAUAUCUCACUGGUCAUCCCCAAAGCCAACACCUCCUUUGGCCGCCAUUCCUUCCAGUUCUCUGCUGCCAAUGACUGGAACGAACUGCAAAAAUCUCUGAAGCUGGAGACUCUUAUCUCCCUCACUAACUUUAAGCGUCAGUUGUCAGAGCAGCUUACCGAUCACUGCACCUGUACACAGCCAUUCUGAAAUUAGCCCAACCAACUACCUCAUCCCCAUAUUGUUAUUUAUUUUGCUAAUUUUCACCCCAGUAUCUCUAUUUGCACAUCAUCUUUUGCACAUCUAUCAUUCCAGUGUUAAUACGAAAUUGUAACUAUUUUGCACUAUGGCCUAUUUAUUGCCUUGCCUCCAUAACUUACUACAUUCGCACACACUGUAUAUAUAUUUUCUGUUUGUAUUUUUGACUUUAUGUUUUGUUUACCCCAUAUGUAACUCUGUGUUGUUGUUGAUAUCGCACUGCUUUGCUUUAUCUUGGCCAGGUCGCAGUUGUAAAUGAGAACUUGUUCUCAACUGGCUUACCUGGUUAAAUAAAGGUGAAAUAAAUUAAUUAAUUAAUGAGGGAAAUAAGUAUUUGACCCCCUCUCAAUCAGAAAGAUUUCUGGCUCCCAGGUGUCUUUUAUACAGGUAACGAGCUGAGAUUAGGAGCACACUCUUAAAGGGAGUGCUCCUAAUCUCAGCUUGUUACCUGUAUAAAAGACACCUGUCCACAGAAGCAAUCAAUCAAUCAGAUUCCAAACUCUCCACCAUGGCCAAGACCAAAGAGCUCUCCAAGGAUGUCAGGGACAAGAUUGUAGACCUACACAAGGCUGGAAUGGGCUACAAGACCAUCGCCAAGCAGCUUGGUGAGAAGGUGACAACAGUUGGUGCGAUUAUUCGCAAAUGGAAGAAACACAAAAGAACUGUCAAUCUCCCUCGGCCUGGCCCGGGCUCCAUGCAAGAUCUCACCUCGUGGAGUUGCAAUGAUCAUGAGAACGGUGAGGAAUCAGCCCAGAACUACACGGGAGGAUCUUGUCAAUGAUCUCAAGGCAGCUGGGACCAUAGUCACCAAGAAAACAAUUGGUAACACACUACGCCGUAAAGGACUGAAAUCCUGCAGCGCCCGCAAGGUCACACUGCUCAAGAAAGCACAUAUACAGGCCCGUCUGAAGUUUGCCAAUGAACAUCUGAAUGAUUCAGAGGAUAACUGGGUGAAAGUGUUGUGGUCAGAUGAGACCAAAAUGGAGCUCUUUGGCAUCAACUCAACUCGCCAUUUUUGGAGGAGGAGGAAUGCUGCCUAUGACCCCAAGAACACCAUCCCCACUGUCAAACAUGGAGGUGGAAACAUUAUGCUUUGGGGGUGUUUUUCUGCUAAGGGGACAGGACAACUUCACCGCAUCAAAGGGACGAUGGAUGGGGCCAUGUACCGUCAAAUCUUGGGUGAGAACCUCCUUCCCUCAGCCAGGGCAUUGAAAAUGGGUCGUGGAUAGGUAUUCCAGCAUGACAAUGACCCAAAACACAUGGCCAAGGCAACAAAGGAGUGGCUCAAGAAGAAACACAUUAAGGUCCUGGAGUGGCCUAGCCAGUCUCCAGACCUUAAUCCCAUAGAAAAUCUGUGGAGGGAGCUGAAGGAUCGACGUUCGAUCCUGGGAUUAAAGUCUGGAGACUGGCUAGGCCACUCCAGGACCUUAAUGUGCUUCUUCUUGAGCCACUCCUUUGUUGCUUUGGCCGUGUGUUUUGGGUCAUUGUCAUGCUGGAAUACCCAUCCAAACGUCAGCCUCAACCUUAACCUUAAUGACGUGGAGAAGAUCUGCAAAGAGGAGUGGGACAAAAUCCCUCCUGAGAUGUGUGCAAACCUGGUGGCCAACUACAAGAAACGUCUGACCUCUGAUUGCCAACAAGGGUUUUGCCACCAAGUACUAAGUCAUGUUUUGCACAGGGGUCAAAUACUUAUUUCCCUUGUUAAAAUGCAAAUCAAUUAAUAACAUUUUUGACAUUCGUUUUUCUGGAUUUGUUUGUUGUUAUUCUGUCUCUCACUGUUCAAAUAAACCUACCAUUAAAAUUAUAGACUGAUCAUGUCUUUGUCAGUGGGCAAACGUACAAAAUCAGCAGGGGAUCAAAUACUUUUUUCCCUCACUGUACAUACAUGCAUACAUACAUACAUACAUACAUACAUACAUACAUACAUACAGAUACAUGCAGAUACAUGCAAGUGUUCUAAGUAUUAGAAGCUUUUAUGUGUGUUCACAUGUUGUAUUUGGACCGUUAGGAUGGUACUGCUGGAGCACCACAAUCAGAGGGCCCGCGAUGCCUAUAGUCUGAUCACAGACCUCCUCACCACCCCACUGACCCUGCCCACUAACGCCAAUUAUACCCUGACACUACCCUCCACCUCCCCACGACCCACCUCCACACGACCCUCCUCCACACGGCCCCUUACAGCUCAGACUGUCGGCAGCACCCGCAGCAGCCCCAGGUACACCUCGUAGGGCAUUCACAUCUGGGUGGUUUAAGAACAAUUCUAUUUCAAUUAAUGUGUCUAAAACUGAAAUUAGAGGGAUGGAGGAUGAUCCUUGUCAUUCUGUGACGUUCCAGAGGUCGUAGUCUGUCUGUUGGGGGGAAGAGGAAGACCAGUACCAAAUCCCAGACUGGGAGAGCCCGCUCCCUCUCCUCUCCAGGGGUGACACCACGUUCACAAAGACGGCCUGCGUCAUCAGGGGGGCAGGAGACACUGAGUGCCAGAUUGGGACUGCAUAGACCAGGUUACCACCGUCCACUAUCAUUCUCUUUUGAUUUAAGUGCUAUAAAAAAAAUAUAGGGGCUUACAGUAAUAUAUGAUGAGCUGGGAUCAACAGCAUUUUGGAUGUUGGCCAGAAUGCAGUGACUGAUCAGUGUGUCUGUCUCCUGGGCGUUAGCGAGUUUUCUGCCACGGGACCGUCUCUCCCAGGUGACCCGGCGGGGUAUGAUCACAGAUCUGAGGGGCAGGACUGGGCCUAAGACACCCAGCCAGCAAGGUGAGACACUGCCGAGCUGUUGAGUAAUCUUAGUAGCCAUGUUUAGGUAAUAUAGAGUAAAGUUCUACCCUGUUUCCCCCUGUAGAGUGGAGAAGAGAAGUGAGCCAGUCCCCACCUGGAUGGAGAGGUGGAGGAGCGAGGGAGCAGAGAGAGACUGAAGAGAGGGAGGAGGAGGUGGUGAGCCCAUGGAACCCCCCUCCAGAGAUCUGCAGGUUGCUGGGGCUGGAGAACUCAGAGGGCCAGGGUGGUGCAGUGGCUAGAGCUGGGGGAGCAGGGCUGGACAUACUGGACACCCUGUCAGAGAGCACUGGCAGCAUCCUCAGCCAACUGGACUGGGCUGCCAUUGAAAGCAUUGUGGCCGCGGAAGGGGCCAUCUGA